This is a messenger RNA of Pisolithus orientalis, 1503 nucleotides long. RefSeq names its product DRMBL-domain-containing protein. The coding region runs from base 1 to 1503 and encodes 500 amino acids. The transcript is spliced from 7 exons. NCBI's taxonomy places the organism in Eukaryota, Fungi, Basidiomycota, Agaricomycetes, Boletales, Pisolithaceae. Gene Ontology annotation, molecular function: 5'-3' DNA exonuclease activity; damaged DNA binding. The record is from RefSeq and is a predicted model, not a curated record. Gene Ontology annotation, biological process: interstrand cross-link repair; protection from non-homologous end joining at telomere; double-strand break repair via nonhomologous end joining.
AUGACUGUUCCAUUGAACGAUUCUUUCCAACAAUCGAGCGUAAACCGAAUUCGGUCUUCUGUAUCUAACAAGCAUGACAGUCAACGGAGCUGCCACGAUGUGUUCUCUCUUCUCAUGACCUCUCGCAAGGAGAUUGAAGCAUGGAACGAAGUCGACGCCACCGAGAACAUUCCUAAGCUCCCUGGACAAGGGGGCCGCAGAAGAGCCCCAUUCUAUAAAGUCCUGCAGGGUAUGCCUAUAGCAGUGGACGCUUUCCGAUACGGCGCUAUCCCAGGAAUCACGGCUUACUUUCUUACGCAUGCACAUUCUGAUCAUUACACUAGCUUGUCGUCCAGCUGGAAGAACGGUCCAGUUUAUUAUAUAGAGGUCACGGCAAACUUGGUAAUACAUAUGCUAUCCGUCGAUCCUAAGUGGGUGCACCCACUACCGAUGGAUACACCCACGGUGAUACCCGAUACUGGAGGGGUUGCAGUGACACUCAUCGAAGCUAAUCACUGUCCGGGUUCUUGCUUGUUACUCUUUGAAGGGCCCCAGACCGUUCAUGCAGGUGAUAGUGCAUUCAAGUCUCCUUUUGUGGGUUCAUCAAAAAUGUUUCGGUAUCUGCAUUGUGGCGAUUUCCGAGCAUCGCCACGACAUGUUUCUCACCCGGCAAUCAGGAGAAAGCCCCUAGAUCACAUUUAUAUGGACACCACGUAUUUAAAUCCCAAGUAUAUUUUCCCUCCUCAAGCACAGGUUAUCGAUGCUUGCGCCGAGCUGGCAAAGAGGAUCGCAGCCGGCAAAUUCGUCGGGCCCGCUGAUGCUAGUGGGAAACGGGAUUCCGUGAUAUAUACAUGGAUCAAUGGUAAUUCGCCGUGUGAGAGCAAUGAAUCAAAGUCACCUCAAGCAAGAACGCUAGUCGUUGUUGGGACCUACUCCAUUGGAAAAGAGCGCAUCGUCAAGGCUGUUGCGCAAGCUCUUCAGACCAAGGUCUAUUGCGAUCCGCGCAAGGCGGCUAUUCUCCGAUGUCAAAAUGAUCAACAACUCGAUGACUUGAUUACUUCCGAUCCCCUCGAGGGCGGGGUUCACUUACUACCUCUUGGUCUGGUUGCCUCAGAUAAACUCGAAUCCUAUGUCCAGCGUUUUAAAGGCACAUUCUCACGGGUGGUGGGGUUUCGGCCAACCGGAUGGACGUUUACUCCACCACCGGGCAGCAAUUCCAGUGUGGCAAUCCAGGCGAUCGUUUCUCGUUGUCAAGGCUAUUCAUUUACAUACAAUGAUCUGCGGCCCUCGCAGAAGUCAUCGAACGAUGUACAAGUGUUCGGUGUUCCCUACUCCGAGCAUAGCUCCUUUCUCGAGCUCACGUGUUUCGCAAUUUCUUGCGACUGGGCCAAGAUCAUACCCACGGUGAACGUCGAACACAAAGGAACAAGAGUGAAGAUGGCACAAUGGAUUGAACGCUGGGCAGCGGAGAAGAAACGAGGAAGCACCUAUGUCAUCCAACCAAGAACAGACGACUACUGGUGA